AUGCUCCUGGUUUUGGAGAAACCUGUGAGCUUUAGUCCUCCCACAUUCAUGACUCCAAACCUUGCUGACCAUACUGAAAAUCCAACUAUCGAAGGCGGGACUAUCGCCGGGACGAUACCUUGUGCUUAUGGACUCAAAUGCUGCUAUUUGAGCCCGGACAACGGCAAGUGA
Messenger RNA from Marasmius oreades (fairy-ring Marasmius), 171 nucleotides. RefSeq lists its product as uncharacterized. The transcript has 3 exons. NCBI's taxonomy places the organism in Eukaryota, Fungi, Basidiomycota, Agaricomycetes, Agaricales, Marasmiaceae. The record is from RefSeq and is a predicted model, not a curated record. The coding region runs from base 1 to 171 and encodes 56 amino acids.